UGUAAAAUUACAAAAUUUCAUAAUUAGCCUCCAUUGCCUAUAAUUACGGAGCUCCUCAUAAGCGCUUGGCACUCGGUUCUAGACAGUAAAAGACCAUGAAGACGGUCAAGCAGCUAACCUCUCUGUGUUUGUUGUUGGCCCUUUCAGUUUGCAGGGUAUCCUGUGAAAUUUCAUUGCAGCAAAUAGGAAGGUUUGCCCUUACACCACCAAGAGGUUGGAACUCCUAUGAUUCUUUCUGCUGGACUAUUAAUGAGGAGCAGUUUUUGCAAAAUGCUGAAGCUGUUUCUAGUCUCCUAUAUCCUCAUGGAUACAAGUUUGUUGUGGUGGAUUACCUCUGGUAUAGGAGACUGGUGAAUGGUGCUGGUGUUGAUUCUCUUGGAUUCGAUGUGAUUGAUGAAUGGGGAAGGUUGGCCCCUGACCCAAGUAGGUGGCCUUCAUCUGCAAAUGGGAAAGGAUUCAGUGAAGUAGCGGAGAAGUUGCAUUCCAAGUAUCUAAAGUUUGGGAUUCAUGUGAUGAGAGGAAUAAGUACUCAAGCAUAUAAUGCGGACACCCCUAUUUUAGACCUCAAAACGGGACGUGCAUAUGAAGAGUCUGGUCAUAUAUAUACAGCAAAAGAUAUUGGGAUUCCAGAAAAGUCUUGUGCGUGGAUGCGAAAUGGUUUCAUGGCUGUAAAUACUACGAUGAAAGCAGGAAGAGUCUUCUUGAGGUCACUUUAUGUGCAAUAUGCUCAAUGGGGUGUUGAUUUCGUGAAGCAUGACUGUAUAUUUGGUGAUGACUUGGAUUUAGACGAGAUAAAAGUUGUGUCAAAGAUCCUGGGAAAUCGGAGACAAGAUAUCGUGUAUUCUCUGUCUCCUGGAACCAGUGUGACACCAGCUAUGGCCAAAGACAUAAGUGGAUUAGUCAACAUGUACAGGGUAACCGGUGAUGAUUGGGAUUCAUGGGGAGAUGUUGCAGCUCAUUUUAAUGUUGCAAGGGACUUUGCAGCUGCCCACCUGCCUGGUUCUCAGGGCUUGCAGGGGAAGUCAUGGCCCGACUUAGAUAUGCUACCAUUAGGAUGGCUUACUGAUCCAGGUUCUAAUCAGGGUCCGCACAGGAAUUCUAACCUUAAUCCGGAUGAGCAAAGAACUCAGAUGACUUUGUGGGCUAUUGCUAAGUCUCCACUCAUGUUUGGAGGAGAUGUCAGAAAUCUUGAUAAUGCCACAUACAAUCUACUCACAAAUCCUACAUUGUUGGAAAUUAACUCUUUUAGCAGCGACAAUAUUGAGUUUCCUUAUGCUACUGUUAAUGAGGCUCGUACUCGGAGCAAGGCUUUCAGGCGCCAAUCUAGAUAUCUGAGAGAAGUGGGCAUGUCUGAAGCUCAUGCUCUGCACCUCACUAGCUGCAAUGAUCCUGAUACACAUAAUUGGUCAGUUGAACAUCUUGACAAAGAUCUUGAGCAGAUCUGUUGGAAAGAAACCUCGGGAAGCAAUAUCCAGAAACAUUUAUGCCUAUUCAAGCGAAGACCUCUAUUGGCUGUAGAUGAAGAGGUCAUUUACAAGCAGCACUAUGAAGGGAAACUUCAUUUAUCUGCAAGUGGCGGGAUGGAAUUUUGCUUGGAUGCUUCUCCAAAGCGGAAACUCAGAGCAAAAGAAUCAAAGAUUGAUUCAUUUUCACCCUGCAGUUUGGAUGCCAACCAGAUGUGGGAGUUGAACGAUAAUGGAGGCCUCAUCAACAGUUACUCUGGUCUUUGUGCUGUCGUUAGAUCAGUGGAAGCUGAGAAUGAUGAUGGGGGAAUUCGUGCGUGGAUUGCAACUGGAAGAAACGGAGAGGUGUAUGUUGCUUUUUUCAACCUAAAACCACAAAUGGUGAAAAUAUCUGCACAACUAUCAGAUUUGGCCAAGACUCUUCCUGGGAGAAACUUCAACUCUUGUAAAAUCCGUGAAGUUUGGAGCGAACAAGAUUUAGGAACAACACAGAGCCUAAUAUCAAUGGAUGUACAAACACAUGGUACUGCACUUUUUGUCCUAGACUGUGAUUAGCCUAGGAUAAAUCGCUCGGCCGGAGCAAGUAUUCUUCGCCGGGGAUUCUGUUUGUGUCAAUUGAAUAAAAGAUGAAGGUAGAAUGUGCUUUGUAACAUGUAAUGAGUCCCCUUUUUUUUAUAUAUGACGAUUCUGUAACAGAAAUGUCAAAAGAAAUGGACAAAAGACCUUCACAAAGAUUCUUCAAAAACUUCUUAUGCUCUUA
This is a messenger RNA of Tripterygium wilfordii, 2223 nucleotides long. RefSeq lists its product as uncharacterized. The transcript is spliced from 14 exons. Gene Ontology annotation, biological process: carbohydrate metabolic process. Lineage: Eukaryota; Viridiplantae; Streptophyta; Magnoliopsida; Celastrales; Celastraceae. Bases 96 to 2018 code for a protein of 640 amino acids. The record is from RefSeq and is a predicted model, not a curated record. Gene Ontology annotation, molecular function: hydrolase activity, hydrolyzing O-glycosyl compounds.